UCUUAGCAGCUCCAGGCCCAGCAGUUUCCAGACAGAUCACAACCAUGGCAGUCCUGGGCGCCACACUGCUGUCCCUGUGCCUGGGCACACUGCUCAUUUCUGCCAGCUCUGCAGAUUCUCCUGACAGAUGCAUGUUCUUCAGCACAGUCUUCCCCACCACCGGGCCGGGCAUCAAGAUCAAUUCAAACAUCUAUGAAAGCAACAGAGUCUACACAAUAUCGGUGCCUGUGAACAACAUCACCAACUCUGUGGUCCUGCGAGCGGUGGACACCAACAACAACAGCUCAAUAGGCUUCUGGAACAGAGCAGACCAGUAUUGCAACGGCAGCGUCCUCUAUCACGUGAGGGACACACGUGAAGGUUCCUUCAAGGCCAACUGGCAAUCUCCUCAUUCCACGAACAUUACAGUGGAGAUACAAGCCUUCGUUAUCAAUUUCUACAGAGUGGCCACCUUUUCUUAUCUGAAACUGGAAAAACAAGCAAUGAUCACCUCGUCACCCUCCAUGACCUCCAUGACCAGGCAGACCACGACCCAAAGCCCAACGACAAACCGAAUCCAAACCACAGCCCGAAGCCCAACAACAAACCGAAUCCUAACCACAGCCCAAACCGCAGCCUCAACUCUAACCACAACCAAAAGCUUCGCCAACAGAAUCUUCCUCAGCCCCAUCACAGAUGCCAUCCAGAUCCUGCUCGUCUUCCUCACCAGCAAACUCCUCUUCUAGAAAGAUGCUAAGGAAACCAUUGUUCCUGCCUCUGCUACAUCCUCCUGCGUUCAGUUCCAAGCCAGGGCUCCGUCAUGUGUGUGAAUGAAGGCCUCAUGUUCUCAAAUGUACAACUCUCCUGCCAUUGCUUUAGACCAAAAAGGAGACUUGGUUGAGAGUAGCCAGCUCACUCACUAGUGGACUUGGGGCACACAGAUGUUCAACUAAAUCUUUCAGGCUUUUUGUAACUACUUAGAGCUGGUCUGGGGGUAACCUGGAAUUCUGGCUGUAGGUUUAACAUGUUGACAGCCAGUUCCAUCGCCAGUCUAAACUUUUGUUCAUUCCCAAAUGAUUCCCCUGAGUCUCUGUGGGAAGAACCUUUCCUCACUUUCAAGAUGAUCUCCGAUUUCUGGCCAAACCCACCCAGGUUACACAGAGUGUGUUGACUCAUGUGACUCAGCAGGAAAGGAGAAGCAACCCUCAUUCUGCCGGCAACACCAGUAGCAUUAGAAGGGCAAGGAAAUAGGAAUGUACCAUGUCUGAGCAGCCAAAAAUAGGGACAGAUUAUGGAUAAAGGCAUUAUUUUCUAUGUCAUACCAAAAAAAACUAUAUUCCAAACAAGAACAAUGUGUUAAACUCAAAUUCUUUAAUAAGUGAUUAUCUUAAAAUACAGAGAAUGUUAUCUAAUUUUAUUCAUUUGUGCAAGCAUUAAAAAUUUAAUAAAAUGAUGAAAGUA
Molecule: messenger RNA, 1440 nt
Organism: Eptesicus fuscus (big brown bat)
Lineage: Eukaryota; Metazoa; Chordata; Mammalia; Chiroptera; Vespertilionidae
Gene: PLET1
Product: placenta expressed transcript 1
Exons: 4
Coding region: 45-725 (226 amino acids)
Biological process (GO): positive regulation of cell migration; negative regulation of cell-matrix adhesion; wound healing, spreading of epidermal cells
Cellular component (GO): external side of plasma membrane; apical plasma membrane
Source: RefSeq, a predicted model, not a curated record